Messenger RNA from Vigna angularis (adzuki bean), 1122 nucleotides. RefSeq names its product superoxide dismutase [Mn], mitochondrial. NCBI's taxonomy places the organism in Eukaryota, Viridiplantae, Streptophyta, Magnoliopsida, Fabales, Fabaceae. The transcript is spliced from 6 exons. Gene Ontology annotation, cellular component: mitochondrion. The record is from RefSeq and is a predicted model, not a curated record. Gene Ontology annotation, molecular function: metal ion binding; superoxide dismutase activity. Gene Ontology annotation, biological process: superoxide metabolic process. The coding region runs from base 113 to 832 and encodes 239 amino acids.
UUACUAGCAUUUUAUUUUGUGACAAAAUAUUUGAUUUAUAAUUCCAUCCACUCUGCUGUCACCGAAUCUCCUUCAUUUAGGUGUGUCGCAGAAGGUCUCCAUAUCUUUCCCGAUGGCUGCGCGAGCCCUAUUGACCAGAAAAACCCUAGCAUCGGUGCUCCGCAAUGACGCGAGGCCUCUCGGAGUAGGCGCAGCGGUGGCUACUCAUUCCCGCGGUUUGCAUGUUUACACGCUACCUGAUCUGGACUACGACUAUGGCGCACUGGAGCCAGCCAUCAGCGGUGAAAUCAUGCAGCUCCACCACCAGAAGCACCAUCAGACUUACAUCACCAACUACAACAAGGCUCUUGAGCAGCUCCAAGAUGCCGUUGCCAAGGCCGAUUCCUCUGCCGUCGUUAAGCUCCAGGCCGCCAUCAAGUUCAACGGCGGAGGUCAUAUCAACCAUUCUAUUUUCUGGAAAAAUCUAGCUCCUGUUCGUGAAGGAGGUGGUGAACCACCGAAGGGUCCACUGGGAUGGGCUAUUGACACGCAUUUUGGCUCUUUUGAAGCAUUGAUACAAAAAGUUAAUGCAGAAGGUGCAGCACUGCAGGGGUCUGGUUGGGUGUGGCUUGGUCUGGACAAAGAGUUGAAGAGGCUUGUAGUUGAAACCACUGCCAACCAGGACCCACUGGUUACCAAGGGACCAAAUUUGGUUCCGUUGCUUGGCAUUGAUGUUUGGGAGCAUGCGUACUACUUACAGUACAAGAAUGUUAGACCAGAUUAUCUGAAGAACAUUUGGAAAGUUAUUAAUUGGAAAUAUGCUAAUGAUGUGUAUGAGAAAGAGAGCUCUUAGUCUGAAAGUGCUGAAUUAUAUGGUACCUGAGAUGACAGAUUUCCAGCAAGGUGAGAAAAGUGGAAUAAAAUGAUGUAAUGUAGAAGAUAACACUAACUAUUUAUACAGUUGUGACAAAGAACCUCGAGCUUUUAUGGCUGCAUUGCUCAUGUCUUAUGGAUUUUCUGAUGCUCUGUUAAGGUGAUAUUUGUGUCCGUCGAUGUAUAUUUUUUGCUUCUUGGGUGUGAUCCUUUUUGUCGAAUAAGUAGUAUAAUUAUGAAAUCCAAGCCCCGUAUUAUUUGUUGGGUGAA